Molecule: messenger RNA, 423 nt
Organism: Cylicostephanus goldi
Lineage: Eukaryota; Metazoa; Nematoda; Chromadorea; Rhabditida; Strongylidae
Source: the annotation of a GenBank genome assembly
AUGAAAGAAUAUACAGUCUGCUACCUGAGCGCCCUUCAAGCUCCACCACGCCCCCUGGCUGUCACUGAAAAAGAUUCAGUUGUUUUUACGAUUGAACCAUUCUGGUUGGAAACUUACUGGCGUCAGCUUGAUUUGGAUAAUUUGACAUUCCAUUACGACUUUCCCGUCAAGUCUCCGGAUGCUUGUGAAGGUACAGUGACCUCGUCAGAAGAUGGUGUGCAUUUAUGCAAUAAUGCCAUCUCUCUAAAUAUGACUACACCAGACCAAAAAGAUGAGGAAUAUGAACAUAACGAGAAUUAUGACCAAUACGAUGACGAGCUGCCAGAGGAAGUGGAAAUUGAUCGAGAAAUUUUUGGAGACGCUGAGGAAGUCCAAGUUUACUACGUAGUAGAUGUCAAUCGACCCCGACAAUUGCAACCUAAG